Pocillopora meandrina is the source of this 6691-nucleotide messenger RNA. NCBI's taxonomy places the organism in Eukaryota, Metazoa, Cnidaria, Anthozoa, Scleractinia, Pocilloporidae. The record is from the annotation of a GenBank genome assembly.
AUGGAGUUGCGUGUUGGGAACAAGUAUCGCCUUGGGAGGAAGAUUGGUAGUGGAUCAUUUGGAGACAUAUACCUUGGUAAAUAUUUUCUUUCUCAAAGCUGUAAUCGUUUUUUUUGGGUAUUUUCCUCUACAUUGAGGGCUUUAUGCGUAAAGUUUCAUGUUUACUAGCUUAUUAUUUUAGCUUAAUAAAGUCUCAGGAUCUGAGUGGUCUCGACAAUAAUUUGUUGAUUAUCGACGUUCGAUAGCAAAUUUUUAUAAUUUAUUGUUAAUGUAAGUAAACCAAGGUUAAACAUGAAUGUGUUGGUUUUUAAGGGACGAAUAUUUCAACUGUGGAAGAGGUUGCUAUAAAGUUGGAAUGUGUCAAAACCAAACAUCCGCAACUGCACAUAGAAGCGAAGUUUUACAAGAUGAUGCAAGGAGGAGGUUUGUUGUUUUCCAUUUUCAACGUCCGAUAAGUUGGACUAUGGCUCCUUACACCUUUCCGUAUUCUCUUCACCGGAUUACUAAGGAGAUCGAAAUGAUAUUUACAAAAACUAACGAUAGUAUAGAUAGACGAAAGCUGGACUGUAAAAAGCUACUGUGGAGAGUAUGAGAACCUGAUCAAGUUCGUUUAGGUUCGAGAGUCCUUAAGUUUAACAAAACCUACUUUUAGGCUGAAAUGAUUUGUAGGGUUCCACGCAUCACCAGGUAUUUAGCUCACUCACUGUGGGAUGCAACAUUCUUGUGGUCAAAUUUAUGAUAAAUCUACUUAUAGCGAAGAACUUGUAAUUCGUGUUUACAAUCGAGGGUUGUUAUGGCAUCCAUUUUUCUAAUCAGUUAAAAAAAAAAAAAAAAAAAAAAAAUGACAAAGUUUACACGAAACCAAAAUAUUAAUCCAUAUGCUUAAUUACACUCAUCUAUGCUGCUUUUGCACCAAUCACAUUGGCACAUCAGGAUAUUUAUAUCGCACCAAUCAUAUGACAAGAUUGGGAUAUCUCGCUCCAAUUACAGUGUUGGGGUAUUGUUUUCUUUCCAUUGAAUUCAUGGAGUCAAGAAUGACAUUAACCAGAAAUUGUGGGCCCAUUUUGUAAUUGUAAUGGUCGGUAGUCUUUCUGAGUGCCCAAUUGUUUUAGUUAAAGAUAUGUUGGGAUUAGAAAGGGUGGCAGGUAAUUUUUUGCAUCAUUUUUAAGUUAAAACAUUGUUUUUUUAUGGCUCCUUUACUCGCAAUGCAUCAGACAAAAAACUUGCAUCCCAUCAGGUACUAUGACAACAAUGCCCAAAAUCCAAACAGAACAUACCCAAUCAUUACACUGCAUAAGCAUUAGGCAAUUUUUAUUUUAUUUCUGUUGGAGGAAGGGCAGUAAGUGUAGUCUCCUUUGCAUCUGUUGUUUGGUCAUGCAUCGUGCUCUCUCUCAAAUUGGGGAGAGAGCGCAUUGUGUAGCAAGACUAAAUAACAGCUUUGAAGGAGACUAAUGAUGCAGUCUAUUCUUGCUUAGAAGUACUCAGACAACAGAGACGAUAGACCACAAAACACCUUUGUGUGAGUUUAUUGCAGAUAAAUUGGAAGGUUUUUCUUUCUUUCUCUUAAGCUAAAGUAAUGCUGUUCUUGCUCUUCUGAAAGUUAUGUUCUUUUUCUUUUACGAAAAUGAAAACAUCAAUUAAACAAAGUGUCGUACUUCAACCCACCCAGCUGGAAAAAAUAACUCUUGCAUGGGUAGCAUACCAAUGUUUUUUAUUUUAAGACAUCCAAGGUAUUGUGAAUUUUUGCAGUGUUUUCUCAGAAAUUUGAGGAGUAACUCUGGAAUUAAGUCUAGAAAAUAUGUAUGUAGUGUACAUUGGUGUACACAGCUACACAUGAGAAUGUUAUCUACAGCUCUGACAAUAUUUAGUAAACACCAUGGAUCAAAUGGGGUACUGUAAAAAAUAAAUUUGGGUUCUACUUCUGGUUGGCUGUAUCUUCAAGCAAAAAACUGCAACAGACAUUAUGUCAAAAAACCUCAAAGAUCUAUUGUAUAAAGAACCAUUGAUGUGUGCUGCUAUUGGCAUAGCAUUCUGAGUGAUAUGUUUGGAUAUCACUCUGUCUGGCUAUAAUUAUGUUGUGCUCAUAAACAUAUGACAGUUGUCUAUGCUAAUUCUUGUUAUGAAAUACAUGUGGAUGUGGGUAGUGAUUGUGCUACUUUUCUGGUGCUAAGGAAUCCAAAGAACUUUAUCAUUUAUUCAUGAUAAUGAAGAAAUUUUAUUCUACAUGUUCAUGCAUGCGUGUUAUUUUUCUCAUUACCAUGUGAAGGGUUUACUGUCAAGCAAAACAAAUGUUAUAAAGGAAUCCUAUUGUUUAAAUGUAAAUCACUGUAACUUCUGAGAGAUAUAUUGCAAACUUUUGUUAAUAAUUCAGGGUUGGCACAAUGUAAGGUUUGCAACAAAAUACUACAAUGCAGGUAACAUAAAUGUAAUACACAUGUAGAGCUGAAUUAUUUUGGUAUUGUUGACAGUUGGCAUACCUACUAUCAAGUGGUGUGGGACAGAAGGUGAUUACAAUGUGUUAGUGAUGGAGCUACUGGGACCCAGUCUGGAGGAUCUUUUCAAUUUUUGCAACAGGAAGUUUAGUAUAAAAACAGUGCUUCUCUUAGCUGAUCAGAUGGUAAGUAGUGCUACUCAAGUUUUGCAGUUUUUUUGCCAGACAGUGUACAUUGUCAAGUUGCAAUUUUGUGUGAUGUUUUGUGUACACAUGUAUUCAUUAAUAUGGUUCUUGUAAAGUAAUGAAAGUUUUGAAUAUUCAACCAGCAAAUCAGAAGGUUGGAGGUUUGAAUUAUCUUUAUCUAUGGACGUAUAUCCUUUACUUUGUUUAUUGGACAUCUUUCUUUCCUUAUUUCUUUCUUUCUCUAUUAACUUUUGUUAUUAAAAAAUCAGUUUAUGUUUUGGAUUCUUCUCUUGUUGGUUUUACCCAGACUUCCUACUGUUUUUUGUACAUUGACAGGUUGAUUCUAUGGGGUGCAGAAUUUCCAGGGUGCAACAUGUUUAAUUUCCACUGAUAGAGUAAGAAAAUUAAUUUAUUUGAUCAAUUCUGUUUGUUUUUAGAUCAGCAGAAUAGAGUAUGUUCAUUGUAAAAAUUUCAUCCACCGGGAUAUCAAGCCAGACAACUUUUUGAUGGGACUUGGAAAGAAGGGGAGUCUUGUGUACAUCAUUGACUUUGGACUAGCCAAGAAGUACAGAGACCCAAGAACACAUCAGCAUAUACCAUACAGAGAAAAUAAAAACCUCACUGGAACAGCCAGAUAUGCCAGUAUCAACACUCACUUGGGAAUUGGUAGGUUGGAACCAGCAUUUCACAUUCUGAACAGACUUGUCAUCAGAUAAAGUUGUUGCUUUUUGGCCAGUGAUUAAAGAAAUUAAGGCUACUUCCUCAGCUUUGAAUAAUUUGAAUUACUCUGUAAUGGGUUGCAUUGUCUGUUUCAUUCUGUAAGGUGAAAGACUCUCUCUCUCUCACUCUAACCAAGAGUUAAGUCGAAGUUUCAGGGAAUUGUGAGGGAUUUAUGAAAAUUGCUUGGGUUACAGGCACCCUGUUCACCUGGAAUAGAAAUAUGCUUAGUCACAGUAAGUGCUAAGGAAAUGGGUGUAUGUUCUGGUAUGGUUGGCCAUGAGUCUUACAAAACUCAGCACAACACAUCUCUUUAAUAUAUAUUUUUCCAACUGUAGAACAAAGCAGAAGAGAUGAUUUAGAAUCACUUGGUUAUGUACUGAUGUACUUCAACCUGGGUAGCCUUCCAUGGCAAGGCCUUAAAGCUGCCACCAAGAAACAAAAAUAUGAACGGAUCAGUGAAAAGAAAAUGUCUACGCCCAUUGAAAUCCUCUGUAAAGGAUUUCCAUGUAAGUGUUGUUAUUAUUUUUACAAAGAAGUACAGUAAUGAUGUCUUCAUGACAUGUUGCUCAGUUUAAGAAGAAGGAAGGCUAUUAUUUUUUUUAUAGAUAAUUAUGUUUGUUCUCAUGUUAGACUUAAAGUUGUCACUGUGAAAGAAGUAAAGUAAUUAUUGCAGUCAUUUGACUGUAAUGAUUUCUCAUGAUUUUUAUGAACAAUCACAAUUUUACAUUAGUGGAUCCUUCCUUUAUCUGGAAACCAAAAUGAUUUGUUUGAUAUAUGGAACUAAUCAUGAUGACAAAAACUUCCUUUGUUCUCCACAUUUACAGUUAUGUUUCACACCUUUGUUCUCUGUGUAUCAUCAGUGAUCUUUUCUCAUUUGCAUUUGAUAAUGGUGACAUGUUGUUGCCAAACAUCAUAUUUUAAUAGCAUUGCUUUUUAUCCUUAAAUUUUCAUUAUCAGUUUUACUGAAAACUAAUAUUAAAAAAAACCUCUACACUUUUAUUAUUACUGGGAAAGUUAAUGGUCUGAAGUUGGUUAGAUGUUUGUAUGGGUGAGGGUGUGCAAAGUAUCCCCAUUUUAAACAAUAUCUUCAAAGAUUAACCUUGAUGAGAUUGUCGCAGAUGUGUGAUAAAAACAACUUGAAAAAAAUAAUAUAAAAAUGGGACCUGAGUGUAGUGACCCCCUUUUGUUAUGUUUUUCUUUUAAUUUCCUAAGGGUUUGUUUGGUGAACGAAAACUGUUAAAAUCUACUAAUUUAAGACCUCUAAAAUAUUAUUUGAACAAUUUUUGAUUCUGCAGCUGAAUUUUCCACUUACCUCAACAACUGUCGGUCACUACGCUUUGAUGACAAGCCAGACUACUCUUACCUACGCCAACUUUUCCGCAACCUUUUUCACUGUCAAGGAUAUGUUUAUGACUACAUAUUUGACUGGAAUCUUCUCAAGUUUGUGAGUAAUUAGUUUAAAAACUUGUUGUUUCUUUUAACUAAACAACAUCCUCCCCUCUCCCUUGAUAAUAUCAGCAACAAAACAAACCAAAAAAAAAGGGAGCGGAAAUGAAUAAAAGGAACAGACUUAUACAAUUAACAUUGCUUGCCAUUGCUCCGUGCUCGUCGCCUGUCCAACUGUAUCAAAACUUCAUUAUAAGUCAAAUAUCACUGGAUUCUUGACUCUUCUGCCAUUAAAUUCGUGUGAAGGGGGUUAGGUCCUUAGUUGUUGCUACUUCAGGUGAAGUUUGUGUUUCUCUUAUCGAGUUUCCCAAGAGACUGAACAAUCUGGGUGGUAAUCUUGUGGUGGAUUUGGCCUCCAUCAUCAUGUAUGAUUAUAAGUUCUGGGUGAAGUGUUUUGUUGUACAGCUGAUUGGAAUCAAUAGAGCAAUGGUUGCAACCAAUGACUGCACCCUAUAGAGCAGUGGAAAUGGAGUCUUACCUUAAGCAAGAGAAACCAAAAUUUAAGUACUGGCUGAAGUAGGCUAUCAUUAUUACGCUUUUAUCGACUACACUGUCAAAAUUAAUAAAGUUCAGCUAUUUGCAUGUGAAGGAAACUUGAACUCUUUUUAUUGCAUCGUUUUGGAGAGCUUUAAAUAGUCAAUUCUGUAUUCUGCCUUAGGGAAGUGGUCGGGAGCCAGAUGGUGGCGCUGAAAGACCAGUAAUGAGAGGAGGUGAAAAGGCACUAGAGAGGGAACGUGAACCCAGGGAACCAGAACGGAACCAUCGAAGCUCCACUACCCGUGCUGUUGCUGGUGGAGCAUCUGGUCGGCUCCGAGAUCCAAUGAGUGGUGCUACUCCCUCUCCAGUUGGUAGGUUUCAGAUUUUUACGCACGCGCUCUGUUACCGUUUUCGUUUUCUAAGUAAACUCGUGUAGUGGUAUAACACCUCUCUUGAUCAUGAUUACUUUGUUCUCUGCCCCAAAAAGGUGCACAGAGACCAAUUUCACGAGCUGAAAGAGAAAGACGGAUCACUCGCCUUCAUCGCGGGGCCCCAGCUGAUGUCCAAGGCGGGGAUCUCCCUAGGGGUGACAUGUCGCGGAUGUCCGGCGCCCACGUUCGCUCGACCCCUGUGAUGACCCCAACGUCCUCUGGGACUGGACUGAGACGCGCCAGUGGAACCAGGCAACAGGAAAGGGAUCCUGGAAUGAUGGAACUCUCCACUGUACGUCAUUCAACGAAACAUUUCACGCGUGCCCCAAAAUGACUUGAAAAUUCACCGUAAUCAACAUGUCUUUAGAUAAGAGGCUAACAUCAUUGUGGUCCUGAAGUAGGAAUCAUCUUGUCGUUAUCAUUGCUUUAAUUCCUGAGAAAGACGUCUUGCGUUUUUGCUCUUAGUGGAAUAGUUAUGCUGUGUCCGUGAUAGUCAUGCCAGUGCAUAUCAAUUAAUAGGAGACACUUUUUCUCUCCCUUUUUUUGUAAUAACUAUUGGUUUGGUGGCCGGAACACCAGCUGUGACUUUAUUAAAAAUAGUGUAGUGUUAUAGUUUAUUUAAUUCCCAUUCAAAUGCCAGACACGAAUCUUUCAAUUGAUUGAAAGAUACUGAUAUGCUAUAACUCUUUUUAUAUCGUGUGACCCAAGUCAACUUCAUAAAAAUAGAGUGGUGUUUGACCAUCGAGCGAAAGCUGAGAAUGAAAAACAACCACUAGUCGAUCUCUUUCACAGCUUUACACUGGUGCAGUGAGAAUUAGAGUAUUGGAAUGUGGGAUGGUUUCGUUUCGAAAAAAUGACUAACUUCCAUUAAUCUCCAGCCACUCUAAACUAUUGUAAAGCUUUACGGUAGUGCGCUGAAGACUACGAAUGAAUAUUGUAUAAAGUGUAAAAUGAAGAAAGACAAAAGCUUUAAAUCUCAUUGUGUCAGGUUGUCACUGUC